ACAGUCUUUCAUGAGGUCAAGCCUGCCAGUAUCAGAGUCACUUGAAACACAGCGAGUCAAAAAAGCCCAGUCUCAGUGUUGGCACUGUGGCAUUAGAAACAAUCAGAAGCUGAGAGACUCUGUAGUAGCUAAGGUUCCUUUUUUUUGUUGUUGUUUGCUUUUUGUUAUUUUUGCCUACCGAGAGAAGAAAGAAGAAGGUUGUGAUAGCGUUGAACGUUAGCUUCACCAGAGAGACAGAGAGGUAGGAGUUGGUUUCCUACCGAGACAGAAGAGAGAGAGAGAGAGAGAGAGAGAGAGAGAGAGAGAGAGAGAGAGAGAGAGAGAGAGAGAGAGAGAGAGAGAGGGAGAGAAAGAGAGAGGCAUCUGCAUCAUGGCGGCGACCCUGUGCCAGGUGAUGGGCUUUGUGCUGAGCCUGCUGGGGGUGGGUGGGAUUAUAGCCGCCACUGGGAUGGACCAGUGGGCAACGGAGGACCUGUACGACAACCCUGUGACCGCCAUCUUCUCCUACUCUGGACUCUGGAGAUCCUGUGUCCGGCAGAGCUCCGGAUUCACAGAGUGCCGACCCUACUUCACCAUCCUGGGGCUACCAGCUAUGCUCCAAGCUGUGCGGGCCCUGAUGAUAGUGGGGAUGGUCCUGGGAGCCAUCGGUUGUCUGGUCGCCAUCUUUGCCCUCAAGUGUCUGAAGAUGGGGAAAAUGGAGGACAGCGUCAAGGCUACCAUGACGUUGACCUCCGGGGUCAUGUUUCUGCUCGGAGGUGUUUGUGGCAUUGCUGGAGUGUCGGUCUUUGCCAACCUAAUCGUUAGCAGCUUCCGGUUCACCACCUAUGCAGGUGGUGAAUAUGGAGGAGGAGGAGUACUGGGGGGAGGAUUAGGAGGAAUGGGAGGAUCUCUCACUCCCAGGUACACCUUUGGCUCCGCCCUCUUUGUGGGGUGGAUAGGCGGAGCCGUGCUGGUUGUGGGAGGGGUUAUGAUGUGUAUGGCCUGUCGGGGGAUGGUUCCACCAGAGGAGAAGAGACCAAAUUAUGGGAUGGCCUACAAGCCUGCUUCCCAACACACAACAGUUUACAAAGCUAACACCAGACCCAGAACGGCCUAUGAAGAUUCUUUCAGAGCCCAGAGUAUGGAUGGAAGACAAUCCAACCAGCAAUAUGUGUGAAGAAUGUAAUAUUAUGUACCGUUAGGUUUUAGAGGUUCUCUGAAACGAAGCAAAACUGUUUUAAUGUAUCGAUGCCAAUCUCAUGUAGCUCUGAAGGGCUUAGAAGAUUUCAUAGAGGGUUGCUAUAGAGGUUUCAUAGAGGGUUGCUAUAGAGGUUUCAUAGAGGGUUGCAAUAGAGGUUUCAUAGAGGGUUGCAAUAGAGGUUUCAUCGAGGGUUGCUAUAUAGAGGGUAACUUUGAAGGAAGUAGUUAUUCAGGUUUGAUUCAUUAUUUUCGUACUUGGAGCUCUCUUAUAUUUCUGUGUUUUUGUUAUUCUGCAUUUAAGGGGACAAUAUUGUAAUUUUCUAAUGCAUCUAUAUUAAAAGAAUCACAUUUCCAGAA
Messenger RNA from Oncorhynchus keta (chum salmon), 1536 nucleotides. RefSeq names its product claudin-18-like. The coding region runs from base 371 to 1156 and encodes 261 amino acids. The record is from RefSeq and is a predicted model, not a curated record. The transcript is spliced from 5 exons. Gene Ontology annotation, cellular component: bicellular tight junction; plasma membrane. Lineage: Eukaryota; Metazoa; Chordata; Actinopteri; Salmoniformes; Salmonidae. Gene Ontology annotation, biological process: cell adhesion; bicellular tight junction assembly. Gene Ontology annotation, molecular function: structural molecule activity.